This is a messenger RNA of Sporothrix brasiliensis 5110, 1506 nucleotides long. RefSeq lists its product as uncharacterized. Lineage: Eukaryota; Fungi; Ascomycota; Sordariomycetes; Ophiostomatales; Ophiostomataceae. The record is from RefSeq and is a predicted model, not a curated record. Bases 1 to 1506 code for a protein of 501 amino acids. The transcript is spliced from 2 exons.
AUGGUCUCCAUCAAUGGGAAUGGCAUCGAGCCCCCAAACAGCACGCUAUCCUCGGCGACUUCCGCCGCGGCGCUUGUGGUGGACCACUAUGCUGCUCAGCUCUUCACAGAUGCACAGAUUUCCGAAAGGCAGUUUCGGCGGACGGCUGACAUGCUUUUCGUUGCCGCCAACCAUACCGUAUGGACGGACGAGCACAGCCAGGUGACCGGCUUUUCAAAGUCGCAGUUUGAGGCCCGUUGGAUGGCCACACUUAGACGCCGGAACGAAUACGUUCGCUUAUUGUCUGUGUUUAUUUCCCGUAAGUUGGACAUUACCGACGCCAUGGUAUACGACCUCUUGCAGCAUUGGGGCGCUCCGAACAAUGAAGGGAUAAUGAACAUGCUCCAAGACCUCUUUCAGCAUCAUUAUGAGGACAUUUGCGAGCCAUUUGAUCCCCGUCCUUCACGGGUAGACCGUUGCAGCGACGUCUACGAAGACAUAAAUAUAGAGUACUUCAUGUAUGUGGUGUACAACCACAAGAGCGUGGCUGACCUGUGGGAUGCGUCGCUGGAGGAGCAUCUCUGGUGUCCCAUCAUGGGGCGUCAUCAGCACGCGGAGAACAUGGACGUGCUCAAGAUUGUCGACUUCGAUUUCGACGGCGGCCAUGACAUUGCCAACGACCUCUUUGGUCCAGUGGAGGCGGGUGAGAGCCGCUACCUCAACAGCGUUUUCGUCGUAGACGGAAGCGCCGAUCCGCACACAUGGGACGUGGCCAACGGGCUGGUGAUGAACGCAGAGCUGGCGCAGCUUGUAAGAGAAGACCGGGCCGCUGUUGUCGCCCGGAUCGACGAUUCGAAUUCUGCUGCCGGCGGCAGUUUUGGCGAUGCCUCGAGUAUCACCACAUCCCUCCAGGUCUUUCAGCACGAGCGGCGGUUUGCAUACUACUUUGUCAUUCUAGACCAGGAUCUGCUCACCAGCGAAGACCGCCCCGACUGGGUCGACGAGCUGCACAACCGCCGCCUGUCGUUCCGCACCGAGGCCCGCCCGAACAUCCGCUACCUCCAGUUCCGGCUCCUCGUCGCGUCGCUCCGUCUCGGACGGCGCCCAGCAUACAAGCCGUUGGAGCGCGUCGCGCUUGCAGACCUGCAGGCCAGCAAGUGGGCGCUGUGGUACCACCUCCCAGACGAAGGCACGGCUUCGGCCAGCACUACCAUCCCUGGGCUGAAGACAACAGACACGCUGGUUUCGGCCGAUACAGGCGUCCCUGUCCGCCGGGCCAUGCUGCUGUACAUCGCCGCUGCUAUCGGUUGCAUGUCCAUAGGAGAGGCCCAGUCGUUCUGGGGUUUCCCGGAGAGCGGUCCGACCGGUACCUACAGUGUCCCGCUCUCGGUGGAUCUGUUUAAGCAAAGCAUCUUGGAUGCCCUUCUCGUCGCGAGCCAUUAUAACGAUCUGGAGCGCGAGGCCUUUGGUGACGAUGCGCCGGCACAGACCAUCAUUUACGGCGACGAUGAUGACGCGGAGGUCUAG